AUGCAGUUUUCUAUUCUCGCUGCUAUAAUCGCAGCGACGAUCGGAAAAUACUCCGAUGCCGUGCGCUCUGAAAUACCCGCUACACGAUCGUUCUUCUACGUCGGCGGGCGGUACGACGAUGACGGUGACGGGGGCCAUGUUUUUCGGGACCAGAUGUAUGUUGAGAAACUCGCCCCCGUGAAGGGAGCCUGGAAAGAUACGCCUAUCGUUAUGAUCCACGGUAUGGCGCAGACAGGCACGAAUUUCCUGAACAAGCCCGACGGCGGAGUCGGUUGGGCCUCGAGGUUCAUUCAGCAGGGCUACGAGGUGUACAUUGUAGAUCAGACUUUCCGGGGAAGAUCUGCUUGGAUGCCGGGACAAGGCGCUGCCAAGCUUAGUACUCUUUCGGCCGAGGCUGUGGAGGUUGCGUUUACUGAUUCGAGGACGCAUAUGCUCUGGCCCCAGGCUGUGAACCAUACCCAAUGGCCUGGCUCUGGAGUCCGGGGCGAUCCAGUGUUUGACGCGUUUUACAGCUCGAAUGUGGAGUUUGUUGAUAACACGACCUAUCAGCAGACUUCGGUUCAAGCAGCUGGUGCAGCCUUGCUGGAUAGGAUUGGGAAACCGGCUGUUCUUCUGGGACAUAGUCAAGGAAGUUUUAUGCCUACUUUGAUCGCCGACAUACGGCCGGAGCUCACGAAGAGUAUCGUGUUGCUGGAAGCUGCUGGGCCGCCGUUCAAAGAUGAGAUAUUCAAGUUCGGUGGCGAGUUUCCUAGGCCCUGGGGGCUGUGGGAUGUUCCUAUCACGUAUAACCCUCCUGUGGAAGACCCGAAGAAGGACCUUGUGCAAAAGGUUCAUGCUCAGAAAGAUAACCUUUCUACGGAGUGUAUACUUCAAGCAGAUGAACCUUCGCCCCGACAGUUAGUUAACUUGGUGGAUAUUCCUAUUCUUAUUGUCACAGUAAGCAUGUCUAACGCAGGAUCAUCGUCUACUGCCCUCACCAGGGUGCGCAACAGGCCCUGCGAAAUGGAAGAACUGUUCAGCCGAGAAAAACGGUAUACCAUCUGGCGCCAACUUUGGCUCUGGCUUGCGCAAAGCCAGAAGGAGCUUGGCAUCGUCUACCUCGUUCCCAACCCCGAUACCAAUGAUACCAAUGCCCUCGUGGAAGAGCGAAUAAUCGAAGACGAAGCUCUUGAACAGCUGAGGCACUGCUGUCAUGUCUUGCCCUACCAAGCCAGGGCUCAGCAUAUGUGCUCUCUGACUCCUGAUCAUGUUUUGGACCUUCGUGCUCAAUACCACUUCGUCACUGGUCUCGACGCCCGCCGAUCCAAGCACUGGCUCAACCUUGGCGUCACCCACGAGUACGUCCUCGAAAACACGGAGCAGAUCCUCAUGGCUCGUGCCGUAGAUAUCCUGAACACCAAGAUCGCAAUGCUUCUCUACCGACUCAGAAACUUUGCCAUGGGUCAUAGGGACGUACAGUGUCUCGUGUACGAGCCAGACUCUAGAACAUCCUACCUUACAACAGUAGGAGAAAGGAUCGCUGGCUGGGCUAAGAUGUUCGGUGCGCUCCUGCGGGAUUUUCAGAAACUUCGACGCAACAUCGCGUCGGCUGGAUCUCAGCCAAUUACUUCAAGUGAACAGCACAACAUUAGCUUCUUUGACAAGAAGUCUAUGCUCGAGCACUUUGAGGGCGACCAGUCAAAGUGCGAGAAGUUGAAUGACCUGCUUCGCCGAAAGAUGGGAUUCGAAAACUGUCGUGCGAAAGACUAUUUUGAUUAUCGUUGUGACAUCAACGCACUUUUGGGGCGCCUGUGUACUAGCCUAGGCGACAAGGCUCUUCAAAUUGUUGAAGAUCUGGAUCAUUUUGACUCUACUGGUCAGUUGGUUGAGAAGAGGGCGAGGAACGAUGGCUCGCCUGUCACAGCGCAAAAUCCAUUGCCCAGAGAGUCUCCGAUCCUAAAGAUCGCUGCAGAAACUCUCAUGAGAGUAGCAGAUGAUUUCAAGAAACCACAUGUUUCUAAAAUCUAUGGACAUGAGGAAUAUAUCAUGGCACGGCUGUUCAAGCACGCUGCGCGAGUCGUCAGGGUACUCCAAAGCAUCGUCGAGGGCCUUUACUACGAUGCCCAGGGCGCUUACACCAUCAAGUGGGUCGAGAUGCCGUCCAUGAUGACCUCCCCUCUCGUCGGUAGACUAAUCUACCGCCACGAGGAUCCAGCGACCAUUUUGAGGCAUCUGAGUGCCGUUUGCAUCGACGAAGACGCGAUGAAUUACCCAUUUCAACUUCGAGUGGGACGUUUUAUAAUCAGACUCAUGAGUCACGAGUUCUUCAGAAGACAUCCUGACGACGUUCGCAAUGCUGUCCUGUCAGUUUUGGAUAUCUCGCAAAGUCUAACACUAGUUGAUGAGAUCUGCGGAGAGGAUGGUACCAUUGCCAUGAGACUUCAACCUUACCAGGACUAUAUUCGAGAGAUGACUGCUGGAGAGGUGCGUCUGCAGCCACCUCUGAUGAUUCAGGCUGCCCCGGGCCACUAG
This is a messenger RNA of Fusarium tjaetaba, 2511 nucleotides long. RefSeq names its product adenylosuccinate lyase. Gene Ontology annotation, molecular function: N6-(1,2-dicarboxyethyl)AMP AMP-lyase (fumarate-forming) activity; (S)-2-(5-amino-1-(5-phospho-D-ribosyl)imidazole-4-carboxamido) succinate lyase (fumarate-forming) activity. Bases 1 to 2511 code for a protein of 836 amino acids. Gene Ontology annotation, biological process: 'de novo' AMP biosynthetic process. NCBI's taxonomy places the organism in Eukaryota, Fungi, Ascomycota, Sordariomycetes, Hypocreales, Nectriaceae. The transcript is spliced from 12 exons. The record is from RefSeq and is a predicted model, not a curated record. Gene Ontology annotation, cellular component: cytosol.